Messenger RNA from Anolis carolinensis (green anole), 3024 nucleotides. It is a transcript of the gene siah2, whose product is annotated as siah E3 ubiquitin protein ligase 2. The coding region runs from base 298 to 1341 and encodes 347 amino acids. NCBI's taxonomy places the organism in Eukaryota, Metazoa, Chordata, Lepidosauria, Squamata, Anolidae. The transcript has 2 exons. The record is from RefSeq and is a predicted model, not a curated record. Gene Ontology annotation, biological process: proteasome-mediated ubiquitin-dependent protein catabolic process; multicellular organism development. Gene Ontology annotation, molecular function: ubiquitin protein ligase activity; ubiquitin conjugating enzyme binding; zinc ion binding. Gene Ontology annotation, cellular component: cytoplasm.
UCCGCUGCGCCACCCGACAAUAGGGGAUCGCUUUGCCUCUGGCGCAAAGGACCAACGGGGAGCAGGAGAUCGAGGCUGCGUGUUGCGGUUCCUCCUGGAGACAGAACCUCUCUCGGUGGCGUCGACGCCGCCCCUUCUUGCCUUCCUUCCUUCCUUCCUUCCCUCCUCCCUGACGUCAGAUCCAGGAUCCGGGGUGGGGAGAGAAGCCGAGAAGUGGGCAGAGAAGCCACGCGUAGUGGGCGCCUUGGCUCCCUUCCCCGCUUCUUCCGCGCCCUUCGAUGGUUGGCUCCGGACGACAUGAGCCGCCCGUCCUCCGCCGGACCCAGCGCUAGCAAGACCUGCGGCAAGCAGCAGCAGCAGCAAGCACACGCUCCAUCCCCGGCAGCGGCAGCAGCGACAGCGGCGGCUGCGGCUCCUCCCGCGAGCAGCAACGCUGCCGCCAUCUCUGCGGCCGGAGGCGGCUCCUCCGCCGUGCCCAGCAGCGCUGCCGGGCUCCCCAGCCCCGGAGGAGGAGGAGGAGGAGGCGGAGAAGGCGGCGGCGGGGGCCCGGUCUCGUCCUCGUCCUCGUCCCCGCAGCACCACGAGCUGACCUCGCUCUUCGAGUGCCCCGUCUGCUUCGACUACGUGCUGCCGCCCAUCCUGCAGUGCCAGGCCGGGCACCUGGUCUGCAACCAAUGCCGGCAGAAGCUGAGCUGCUGCCCCACGUGCCGGGGGUCGCUCACCCCCAGCAUCCGCAACCUGGCCAUGGAGAAGGUGGCCUCGGCCGUCCUCUUCCCCUGCAAGUAUGCAACCACAGGCUGUUCUUUGACUCUCCAUCAUACAGAGAAGCCGGAACAUGAAGACAUUUGCGAAUUCCGCCCUUAUUCGUGCCCAUGUCCUGGUGCAUCAUGCAAAUGGCAGGGCUCGUUGGAAACCGUCAUGUCACAUCUCAUGCACGCCCACAAGAGCAUUACCACCCUCCAAGGAGAAGAUAUUGUCUUUCUUGCCACAGAUAUUAACUUGCCGGGGGCCGUCGACUGGGUGAUGAUGCAGUCUUGCUUUGGCCAUCACUUCAUGCUGGUGUUAGAGAAACAGGAGAAGUAUGAAGGCCAUCAGCAGUUCUUUGCCAUCGUCUUGCUCAUUGGCACCCGCAAACAGGCGGAGAACUUUGCGUACAGACUCGAACUGAACGGCAACCGGAGGAGGCUGACUUGGGAGGCUACCCCGCGCUCCAUCCAUGAUGGUGUAGCAUCCGCCAUCUUGAACAGUGACUGUCUUGUUUUUGACACUGCCAUAGCACACCUUUUUGCAGACAAUGGGAAUCUUGGAAUCAAUGUGACUAUUUCUACGUGUUGUCCAUGAUCUUUCUGUGUACCUUUGUGCGACCCCGCAGUUGUCUGCUUUUUGUUUGUUUUUGUUUGUUUUUCUGACUUUUUUUUAUAAUGGAAUUCAGCUAUAGCCCUUAUAUGGCUGUUCCCACUAAUGCGAUUAACAAUCAUAUGAGAGGAGACCAAAGUCACGCACACGUAGAUGUGCCAUUGUGGGCCCCCAUUCAUAUCGUUGGCUGGAAGUCAGUGGAGAGGGGCUCCUGUCCCAUACACAAAGACCCCUGAAAGACAGUACCCCAGUGUGAUGGUUAAUUGCAUAAGGGGGAGCAUCUAAAUAAGAAUCAUGUCUUCAUAAGUGGUUCGUUCUUAACCUACUAUCUUGGAAUUCCCUAUUCCCUUAUCUGGUGUUUCAAAAACACUGUUAAUAGGAAAUUAAUCUAAGAUGUUUUUGUCCUAUUAAUUUGAAAGGAAGCAAGGAGUUACAUUUUCCAGGAAAUAUCAUUGGAUGUUUGCUGGAGAGGGAAAUUAUUCUCUUCUUAAAAGGCAAAGUUUCCAUAGGUCUAUGAAAUUGGCAGAGAAGGGGUCUGGUAAACAUGUGAGAUAGCUCUCUCAUGCUAAAGAGGGCAUUUACACAUGAAGAAUAAAGCAGUUGAGUCUUGGGUUUCAAUUGGGUUGACUUGGCUCUGUAAGACUGCAAUAGGAGAGACCAUAUGUCGAAGAGGCAAUCCUUUUGCCCGGCCCCCUAGUAAUUCAUGGUAAAUGGACACAUGGAACAUGAGAGAGAGCAGUUCUAGCUCAGCACCUCCCCAGAGGUGGGCUUAUUUAUUUAUUUUUAUUCAAAGGAGCUUUAAAAAAAUGACGUUUUACCUCUGUCCUUUAGCAUUGUGUGCCAUUUCUAUCACUUCAGAACUUGUUCUACUGUGUUUGUAGAUGAAGCCACAUUAAACCACUUCUGAGGUGCAAGUGGUUCUCAAUAAGCUACUUAACUGGCCUAGUACCAAAACCAUAGCUUGAAAGAAUUGCCUUUUUGGACUGCAAUUCCCCAAAUCCCCUCACCUAUUGUGUCUGCAGGUAUUCUGGGAACUGUGGUCCAAAGAAAAUGUUUCCAUGGUGUGUACAAAAAAGGAAAGAAGAGGAAAAUAAUGGUGAUAGGGUUGUGGUUAGAUUUGUGUUACUAUAUAAUAAGACUUUGAAGUCGUACCAUCACGCACAGGACUUCAGAGACUUAACAGUUACACACUGUCACAGCUUGGUAUUUAGGUGAGAAGGUACAUUUGUGAAUUGGUUGCACCUGCUUCUGUGCUUCUGCUAAUAAGUUGUCUCUCCUUUUUUGUUAACUGUUACGUUCAUUCUGUUACAGCAAAAGAUCUACAAAGAUGUCUGACCCCCUUUGCCAUCCAUCCCUUUCAGCAAGAGCUGAAGAGGCUCAACAGAUUGUGAGAGAGCUGCUUCGUUAUGGGGUGGCAAAAACAAAGAUGCUUUUGAGCAGCUAAAAGCAGGCCCCCUCUAUAAAUAUAUCCAGGUUGUUUACAUGUGGCUUCCUCUUUGGGAAGACAUACUGACCAUACUUGAUACUAACCUUGUAAAGACCAACUUUAAUUACACACAGAAAAGAGAUACGGUGGUUGUCUUGUCUUCUGCUAUUUAAGUUGGGGUUUGUUGAUGUUUGUUGCCAUAUUUACUUUAGUUUUUUAAAAUAAAUAUUUUGCAAAAAUAA